This is a messenger RNA of Wyeomyia smithii (pitcher-plant mosquito), 647 nucleotides long. RefSeq names its product pupal cuticle protein Edg-78E-like. The record is from RefSeq and is a predicted model, not a curated record. Gene Ontology annotation, cellular component: chitin-based extracellular matrix. The transcript has 2 exons. The coding region runs from base 1 to 435 and encodes 144 amino acids. Gene Ontology annotation, molecular function: structural constituent of chitin-based larval cuticle. NCBI's taxonomy places the organism in Eukaryota, Metazoa, Arthropoda, Insecta, Diptera, Culicidae.
AUGACACUACACACCUGUGAGCAAAGCAAAUCCACCCGAUCGGUUAAAAUUUUAAUAGUUAGGUUUAUUUCCUUCCAACAUCAGAUCGCCCUGAUUUCCACCCUGUUGGUACUGGUAGCUUCUGCCCCCGCCAUCGAUGAUGCCACCGCCACCAUUCUAACGCAACAGAACCAGAUCGACCCGGAUGGAGAAUAUGCGUGGAAAAUCGCCACCAGCAACGGCAUCCAGCAGGAGGAAAGUGGCACCGGCGGUCAAUUCGUGCAGGGAUCCGCAUCAUGGGUUGGCGACGACGGAAUACCCAUCGUGCUGACCUACACAGCCGAUGAAUUUGGAUACCAUCCGCAGGGAAUUCACCUUCCGACGCCACCCCCGAUUCCGGACUACAUUCUGCGAGCUCUGAAGUACAUCGAGGCACAUUCGCAGAAUCGCGUCUGAAGGCAGAAAAGGGGGAAAAUCUUACACUACGAACAGGGUACAGGACCCUGUUUAAAACCAAAAUGUGUGAAAUACUCUGAUAAGCUGCCAAGUUCAAUAAAAAAGAACUCAUUGUUAAAUUUAAGCUCUCGCAUCAUCGAACGUCUAAAUAAAUAUAUUUAAUUAAAGAAGGAAAAGUAAAGAAGUCAGUAAAAUAUAACCAUGUAUUUUAU